Messenger RNA from Epinephelus moara (kelp grouper), 3795 nucleotides. Its product is annotated as NACHT, LRR and PYD domains-containing protein 12-like. The record is from RefSeq and is a predicted model, not a curated record. NCBI's taxonomy places the organism in Eukaryota, Metazoa, Chordata, Actinopteri, Perciformes, Serranidae. Bases 31 to 2991 code for a protein of 986 amino acids. The transcript has 10 exons. Gene Ontology annotation, molecular function: protein binding; metal ion binding.
GCAGAAUCUUCAAUAUCCAGCUGUCUGUCUAUGAAGAGUGACUGGUCAAGACACGAGCCUCUAAAGUUCAGUAAUGAACCUGGACCCUCAGAUGCAAAAGAGAAGAAGAAGAGUCAUGUUUCUGUAGAGGAGCAGUUGUACUGCUGUGCUUUGUGUCAGGACGUCUUGAAGGAUACCAUCUCUACCAGCUGUGGACACGCGUUCUGCAGACAGUGCAUCACCUCAUACUGGGACCAGUCUGCUUCAUCAGGAGACUCCUCCUGUCCCCAGUGUAGAGAAAGAUCCAGAACAAGAGCUGGACUGCAGACAGCUAGUAAGACCAGCACUGUACACAUAACAAACAGUCUGCAGGAGGUUUUGGAUGGACAUAAGGUCAGUCUGAAGAGGAGAUGUGAACGUGUGACUGAAGGAACUGAUGAAAGAGAAAGUGAAACCCUCCUCAACAGGAUCUACACUGAGCUCUACAUCACAGAGGGACAGAGUGAAGAGGUCAAUACCCAACAUGAGGUGAAGCAGCUUGAGAGAGCUUCUAAGAUGAAGACCCUCCAUGAAACUCCAAUCAAGUGUCACGACAUCUUUAAAGCCUUACCUGACCAACAGAAACACAUCAGAGUCGUUCUGACAAAUGGUGUUGCUGGCGUUGGAAAAACCUUCACAGUGCAGAAGUUCACUCUGGACUGGGCAGAGGGUUUGGAAAACCAAGAUAUCAGUCUGAUGAUAAUGCUUUCGUUCAGGGAGCUGAACUUGAUCAAAGAUAAGAGGUACAGUCUUCUCACUCUGCUUCGUGUUUUCCAUCCAACAUUACAGAAGGUCACAGCAGAGGAGCUCGCUGUCUGUAAAGUUCUGUUCAUCUUUGAUGGCCUGGAUGAAAGCAGACUGUCUCUGGAUUUCAAGAGCAAGAAGGUUGUGACAGAUGUCACAAAGAAGUCAUCAGUCAAUGUGCUGUUGACAAACCUCAUUAAAGGGAAUCUGCUUCCCCCGGCUCUCAUCUGGAUAACAUCCCGACCUGCAGCAGCCUAUCGGAUCCCUCCUGCAUGCGUUGACAGGGUAACAGAAGUACGAGGCUUCACUGACACCCAGAAGGAGGUGUACUUCAGGAGGAGAGUCAGUGAUGAAGAGCGGUCCAGCCGAAUCAUUUCACACAUCAAGACAUCCAGGAGCCUCCACAUCAUGUGUCUAAUCCCAGUCUUCUGCUGGAUCACUGCUACAGUUCUGGAUGACAUGUUGACUACAGAGCAGAGAAGAGAGCUGCCUAAGACCCUGACUGACCUGUACUCACACUUUCUGCUGGUUCAGACAAAGAGGAUGAAGCAGAAGUAUGAUGAGGGACAUGGCAGGGAAGUUCUUCUGAAGCUGGGGAGGCUGGCGUUUAAACAUCUGAAGAAAGGAAACAUCAUGUUCUACCAGGAAGACCUGGAGGAGUGUGGUCUUGAUGUCACAGAGGCCUCGGUGUACUCAGGAGUUUGUACAGAGAUCUUCAAAAAAGAGAGUGUGCUCUUCCACAAAACAGUCUACUGCUUUGUUCAUCUGAGCAUUCAGGAGUUUCUGGCUGCAGGCUACCUGUUCCACUGUUUUACCAACAAGAACACAAAGGUACUGGAGGACUUCCUGGGGAGAGACCGGAUUAAUUACACAUCCCUGGAUGUCUUCUUAAAGAGAGCCAUGGAGAAAUCCCUCCAAAGUGAAAAUGGUCACCUGGAUCUGUUUGUCCGCUUCCUUCAUGGCCUCUCUCUGGAGUCCAACCAGAGACUCUUAGGAGACCUUUUGGGUCGGACAAACAACAGUUCAGAAAUCAUUCAGAGAGCUAUCAACAACCUGAAGGAGAUGAACCUGUAUAAUAUCUCUCCUGACAGAAGCAUCAACAUCUUCCACUGUCUGCUGGAGAUAAACGACCACUCAGUGCAUCAGGAGAUCCAAGAGUUCCUGAGGUCAGAGAAUAGAUCAGAGAAGGAACUCUCUGUGAUCCACUGCUCAGCUCUGGCCUACAUGCUGCAGAUGUCAGAGGAGGUUCUGGAUGAGUUGGACCUGGAGAAAUACAACACAACACAAGAGGGACGACUGAGACUGAUUCCAGCUGUGAGGAACUGCAGAAAGGUUCGAUUUACUUCAUGUGGAAUCUCAGAGACUCACUGUGAAGUCGUGGCCUCAGCUCUGAAGUCCAGCCCCUCCCAUCUGAGAGAGCUGGACCUGAGUGACAACAGGCUGCAUGAUUCAGGAGUGAAGCAGCUGUGUGCUGGACUGGAGAGUCCAAACUGUAAACUGGAGACUCUGAGACUGUGGGGCUGCAGGUUUUCAGAGAUCAGCUGUGUUCAUCUGGCCUCAGCUCUGAAGUCCAACCCUUCCCAUCUGAGAGAGCUGGAGCUGAGUGAAAACAACCUGCAGGAUUCAGGAGUGAAGCUACUGUGUGAUUUUCUAAAGAGGUCACGCUGUAAACUGGAGACUCUGAGAUUGUGGAACUGCAGUUUGUCAGCGAUCAGCUGUGGUUCUUUGGCCUCAGCUCUGAAGUCCAACCCCUCCCAUCUGAGAGAGCUGGAGCUGAGUGUCAACAACCUGCAGGAUUCAGGAGUGAAGCUACUGUGUGAUUUUCUAAAGAGUUCACGCUGUAAACUGGAGACUCUGAGACUGAGACGCUGCAGUUUCUCAGCAAUCAGCUGUGAUUCUCUGGUCUCAGCUCUGAAGUCCAACCCCUCCCAUCUGAGGGAGCUGGAGCUGAGUGAAAACAAGCUGCAGGAUUCAGGAGUGAAGCUGCUGUGUGAUUUUCUGGAGAAUCCACACUGUAAACUGAAGACUCUGAGAUUGAGUGACUUCGGUUUGACAAAGAUUAGCUGUGUCUCUCUGGCCUUAGCUCUGAAGUCCAACCCCUACCAUCUGAGAGAGCUGGAGCUGAGGUUUAACAACCUGCAGGAUUCAGACGUGAAGCUGCUGUCUGAUCUUGUGAAGAGUCCACACUGUAGACUGGAGACUCUGGAAUGGAAGGAAACUGCAGUUUGAUAAACAGGAUGGUGGAUGUGUUGAGAGGAUCAGCUGUGUCCUGAUGAUCCAGAGACACAGAAAGCGGACUGGACCAUGUUCACUGUGUGAUUCUGUGUGAGUCUAUGUGAGUCUGUGUAUAUACUGUAUAAUAGUGAGGUAAUUCAAAUAAAUCCCACAAAAGGACUUUUUCAAAGUGUUACACUUUCGAAAAGUGGUUGGUGUGUGUGUGUGUGUGUGUGUGUGUGUGUGUGUUGGGGGGGUCUGAUGGUCAGCCCUGAGUGUCCCAUGUUACAGUAACGGAGAAAUGGCAGAGCAUACUUAUUUUUUAUAUCACUAUCACUAAUUUAUCCGGAAUGGAAACAACAGUUUUUGAGGUACAUAUUUGAAUGUUUAAAUGAUCAAGACACAUCAGCCUACUUUGAAUGUAAAUAAAGUGCCAGAGUGCAUUAAAAAAGCAGCAAAUCCCAAGGGAGGAUCCCCCUGGACCUCCCUACAGAGGUCCAGGCUAAGCCCCCAGUGUUUAUGUCAUGUCACUUGUAUCGCUCUGCUGGUUCGAAAUCACGUCCACAUCUUGGCAGAACUCCAGAAAAAUAGCUGUGUUCAAUUUCCUAGGCUGCAGCCCACAAACCUGCUAAAUAUAUUAACUGUCAAUGACUUCAGUGUUGUUUUCAUAUCAGUGAAAAUUCAGCCUACCUGGGCUGUUGCCUAGGAGAAGAAACACAGCCUGUGACUUUGGACGGCAUGCAUAAGCUUCGUAUAGAUAGGAGAGGAUGUGCUUGUAAUUGUAUAACCAGACUAAUGAAUACACUCACAUCAUGUGUC